AUGUUUAGAUCAGUAGGGAAGCAGGUGGAUGAUGAUGCUGUUGACAUGCAGUUUCUUUGCAAAUCAUGGAAUGAUAGGGGUUGGAAGAGAUCUCUGGAGAUCAAGUUCACUCCCACUGCCAAGGCAGAUGCACUUGAAGAAGGUCAUCCAGGUUUGGUAGUAAACUUGUCAGGUCAAGGAUUGCAAAAACUGGGUCCAGCCUUACCCUGUGACGCUGAUACUCACACUCUGAUUUUGGACAAAAACCAGAUAAUUAAAUUGGAACACUUGGAGAAAUGCAGGAAUCUGAUGCAGCUCUCUGUAGCCAACAAUCGCUUGGUGCGAAUGAUGGGUGUAGCGAAACUGACUAAGCUCCGGGUGCUAAACUUGCCUCAUAAUAGUAUUGGGUAUGUGGAAGGGCUGAAGGACUUGGUGCACCUGGAAUGGCUGAAUUUGGCAGGCAAUAACCUUAAGGCCAUUGAACAAAUCAGUUCCUGCCUGUCUCUCCAGCAUCUUGAUCUGUCAGACAAUAACAUAGCUCAAUUAGGUGAUCUCUCCAAGCUCACAUCGCUGAAGACUCUUUUGCUCCAUGGAAAUAUUAUAACUUCGCUUCGCACUGCACCUGUUUGCCUACCUCAGAAUCUGACUGUUUUUUCUUUGGCAGAAAAUGAAAUCAGAGACUUAAAUGAGGUUUCUUUCCUGGCCUCUCUUCAUCAGCUGGAACAGUUGUCAAUUAUGAACAAUCCUUGUGUGCUGGCUACACCUUCUAUCCCUGGCUUUGACUACAGGCCAUAUAUUGUCAGCUGGUGUCUGAACCUUAAGGUUCUUGAUGGAUACCUGAUAUCUCAGAAGGAAAGCUUGAAAGCAGAAUGGCUCUACAGUCAAGGUAAAGGAAGAUCAUAUCGGCCUGGACAGCAUGUUCAGCUAGUCCAAUAUUUGGCUACUGUUUGUCCUCUUAUAUCUACAUAUGGUCUCCAGACUGAAGAGGAUGCCAAACUGGAAAAAAUCCUGAGUAAGCAGAGACUCCACCAGAGGCAGCUGAUGCAUGAAAACCAAAAUGAAGGACCUCCCACAGCUUCUGCUCCCAACAAAACACCACCAGUUACUUAUGAACACAGCAGCCCAGCCCAGCCACCACAGAUAGUUCUUGAAAGUGAACCUAUUAUCAAGAAGAAUUCUUGGGUUGGACCAAGUGCCAAUGAUGAUCAUUCCUAUGCAGCUAAGAACUCUUUUUUUCCUGAAAGAAGUUUUCAAAAGGACUUACACCUUGAAGAUAUACAGACAGAUGAAGACAAACUAAACAGCAGCCUUUUAUGCUCAGAGUCUACUUUCAUGCCAGUUGCUUCAAGAUUGUCUUCGGUAUCUCCUACUUCAGAUCUGAAGCUCCAUGGAAUCAAUUUGGGCCUAGAAGAUGAUGAUACAGUGGUCAAAUGUGUGAGGGAUACUAAUAGUGGAGAAACAGCUAACAAACAAGAAGCUUCAGGUGUUGCAAGAGAGCAUUCAAACAGAGUAGUGAGAAAUGUGGAACCUCAAGAGAAUAUCAAAGAGAGUAUGUCAUUGCCACCUUCCAAUCCAGUGACAGCUAGCCUGACUAGCAGCUGUUCAGUGUCCUCUGAAGACCAAAUUCUGUGUAGUCACCCCAGUGCCUCAGUAGGUGCUGAUUUGGGACCAACAACUUGCUGUCCUGAUCAGAAGAAAGGAGAAAGUUCUUCUUCAUUAGCUGGUGUUGAUCAAGGCACAGCUGAAGCACAAAGAAUGAAUAAGGCAGCUACCAAGCUUCAAGCCUGCUGGAGAGGAUUUUACACAAGGAACUACCACCCCCGAGCUAAGGAGGUGCGGUACGAGAUUCGGCUGAAAAGAAUGCAGGAGCACAUCAUCUGCUUAAACAAUGAGCUAGAGAAAUUAAGAAAAGAAAGAGAGGAAGAUAAGAUUCAGAGGCUGGUGCAGGAGGAAGCUGUCAGAUUUCUUUGGAACCAGGUUCAAUCCCUUCAACAAUGGCAGCUGUCAGUGACACAAAAUUUAGGUGCCAGUUGGCAACCUGGAAUCCCUUCAGGCAGUGUUUUCUGUCCAUCUGAACCAUCUGUUCGAUCAUCCACCCUUGAGCAAAAAAACCCAGCAGAUGUUAGUUCUGCUUGGUUAGCUCCAUCUAGUGAUGUUCUUCAGGAAAAGUCUUUGUUGCAGUACCCAGAUUCUGGUUUUCAUUCUUCCAUGGCUGAUCAGACUCAUGCUGGUGACUUGAGUAGCUCUGAAAAGAGCUUAGUGGAAGGAACCGAGAGCUCUCUUUCAGUGGACACUGUCAAACAGUGUGACAAUUCUCUUUCAGCAGAUUCUUCUGAUAUAGAGGAUGGCCACGGGGAAUGUGGGCAGAGUAAAGAGAGCUCUAGCAAUGAUCAGGACAACAGUCUAAUACAGCAGUAUUUGGAAUCUGUUCAGCAGCUGGAGGAGGCUGAAGAAAGGACAAACUGCAAUGAUGAAACUGAGGGCAACUGGCCACAAAUUGCUGUUUCAGCAGGAAGCCGAGCUACUUCAUCUGAUGGUGUCCCUGUAGAUCUCCCUCAAGACACAUCUUCCCCUGCCCGAGGUGAAAUCAGCCAGACAGCAGAAAGCUGCAAACUGAAUUCAGGAAUAGUAGAAGGGAAGCAGGCAGACUGUGAUUCUUCAUUCCAGGUGCUGCAUGUUGGGAUAGCUGUAUAACAGGCUCAAAAGACGAGGGAUUCCCUUCCACUUUCCUUUCUCUUUCUUUUGCCCCUCGGUACAAAACUUACUUUUCAUGGGUGCUGUUGCAGAUUUGUGACUCAUGUUACCAAUUUAUGUUUCAAUUAGUGUUUUACUGAUGUUGCUGAGGACUGAGACUAACUCUGCUAACCUGAAAUCAGCAAAGCUCUCAGUGACAGUCAUUAUGCACUUUAUUUUCCUACGUAAAUCUGAUAUCCUAAUAACAGGCUUCCUUUAAAUUUAUUGGAGGUGUUGGGGAAGGUGAUGAUGUUUUCUGUAAAAUUCACUUUGGUGAAUGUGUUACUAAGUCUUUUAAGUUGUUUUUGUUUUCUCUAAAAAGCAGAGUUCUUGCUUUGCAAAGAGAAGGGAACACCGUGGGAAGAAACGGAGUCAGUACAGGUAGUGUAUAUGUGUAGGGAUACAGCCCGAUGAGAAAUACGAAAGCAAGUUGCCUUUCAGACUUCUUCUGACUUCAACAAGAGUAGCUUGGUCAGUAUUUCAAAGAAGCAUUCCAUUAAACAAAUAUCCAAGUCAGUGGCUUCUUUUUCUGUCAUUUACUUGAAGCUGCUGGCCAGGAAUGACCUAAUUUACACAUGUCCUGAAACAAGGACUUACAGGAGUGAGACCAUGAGGAGCUUGAAACAGACUUUAACCUUUGUUUGCCCUGGGGUUGAACUUCCCUAUUUACUCAGGUAAGGCUCACAGUGGAACCAGUAGCAGCCUUUACUAAAAUAAGAAUUUCAAAAGGGCAUGUCAUUUGUGAA
Molecule: messenger RNA, 3458 nt
Organism: Dryobates pubescens (Downy woodpecker)
Lineage: Eukaryota; Metazoa; Chordata; Aves; Piciformes; Picidae
Gene: CEP97
Product: centrosomal protein 97
Exons: 11
Coding region: 1-2673 (890 amino acids)
Molecular function (GO): protein binding
Source: RefSeq, a predicted model, not a curated record